Molecule: messenger RNA, 936 nt
Organism: Miscanthus lutarioriparius
Lineage: Eukaryota; Viridiplantae; Streptophyta; Magnoliopsida; Poales; Poaceae
Source: the annotation of a GenBank genome assembly
AUGGCACCACCCAUCUCCUCCCUGUCGUCUCUCGUGGCGUCAAGCCAAAUCCCGACGCCGCUGCUCCCGAAGCCCAGCAGCAGAGCGCUCGCCGUCGCGCCCUCGCCUGAUCAGGUGUCGGCGUCGGCGGGCAGGAGGGGGCUGCUGGCGCUGGGCGCGGGGUUCCUGGCCUCGGCCGCGCUGCUGAUCCCGGCGGGGGACGCCGGCGCCACGCGCGUCGAGUACUACGCGACGGUCGGGGACAAGCUGUGUGACCUGAGCCUCGUCAAGUCCGGCCUCGCGUACUGCGACGUGGAGGUUGGCACCGGUGUCCAGCCCCCGCGCGGCGAGCUCAUCAAUGUGCACUACACUGCAAGAUUUCCUGACGGCACACUGUUCGACAGCAGCUACAAGCGCGGCAGGCCACUGACAAUGCGCAUAGGCGCAGGCAAGAUCCUCCGAGGGCUUGAACAGGGGAUUAGUGGCGGUGGUGGUGUGCCACCCAUGCUUGUUGGUGGAAAGCGCAAGCUGAUGAUGCCUGCGUCACUGGCGUACGGGCCUGAACCAGCAGGCUGCUUCUCAGGAGACUGCAACAUCCCCGGAAACGCCACACUUCUAUAUGACCUUUACCUCGUUGGGAUUUACAAAUUCUUUUUCCCUGGAACACGUGGAGAGUUUCAGGGGCAAGUUUAUCCGGCAGAUGAAAGUGUUUCUGCCAUGAUUGGUGGUGAAAGCACCUGCAGCGCCACCCGUAGAAGCUUGUGCAUAGGACUACUGUUCACUUUCCAUACUCGAUUGGCAGUGCUCCAGACCUAUUUCUGUAGACCAGAAAGCUACCUGGAUUGCAGAAAAAUGCGUUCAAUUAUGCCGACUAAUCCCCCGUAUGGUUUCACAUGGUUGGUGAAACACUCACGUUUAGAAUAUGCAGAGAAGCAGAGGUCCCUUGCUCGUGUCUGA